AUGGCGGCGGGAUCGCGCGCGCUUUUUCUGGGGGUGGACGGCGGCGCAUCUUCCACCUCCGCCGUUCUCCUCGACCUCUCGCGCGCAAACGUCGCUGCGCCCGCGGAGGCGGAAGGAAUGGCGGAAGCCAUGGCGGAAGCUGGCGGGCCAGCGGAACUGACGGCGGCUGGCGCGCGGGACUGCGUGGUGGGGCGCGGAAGCGGCGGAAGCUCGAAUAAGAACAGCGUUGGCGAGGCUAGUGCGCGCAGUGCACUGCAAGCAGCGAUGGAGGGGGCGCUGGGGGCGGCGGGGGUAGCGGCGGGGGAGGUGGCGGGGGUGUGUGUGGGGAUGGCGGGGGUGGAUAGACCCGCGGACAUGCAGCUAGUGCGCUCAUGGCUCAGCCCCAUGUUCCCCCACCUCCCGCCGUCCCGCCUGUUGAUCCGCAACGACGCUCUAGUCGCGUUCGCCAGUGCCACUCUCGGCGUCAUUCCCGCUGCCGCUGCCACCACCGCCACUGGCACUCUCCCAGACGAAUCCCAGGAGAGCAGGCGCAGAGGGAGAGGAGACAGCAGAAGGGGACGAGGCGGAGGAGGAGGAAGUGGGGGAGGAGGAGCGGUGGAAGGGAGUGUGGAUGGGUCGAGCGGUGGAGUGGUGGUGAUUUCAGGAACGGGCACGAUCGCGUAUGGGAUAGCAGCAGACGGCAGGGAGGCGAGGGCGUCAGGGGGCGGGCCGUUGCUGGGGGACAAGGGGAGCGGGUAUGCGAUGAGCUGUGAGGCUCUGGCUGCCGUGCUGCGUGCGUGGGACGGGCGUGGCCGCGUGACGGCUCUUACAGAGGCCGUGCUGGGGCAUGCAGGGCUGAGCAGCCCCAGCGAGCUUAUCAGCUGGGCCUACUCUGAUCCCGCAUGGGCGCGCAUAGCAGCGCUCUUUCCCUGUGUGCGAGCAUGUGCAGCAGCGGGCGAUGCAGCAGCCAUGGCUGUCAUUACAGAUGGAGUGGAGGAGAUGGCACUUUCCGCUCAUGCUGUUGCCUGCCGGCUCGGCUUCCCAGAGUCGCGCCAACCGUUCCUUAUAGUCACAGCAGGCGGUGUGCUCACAGACAGUGCGCCGCCCAACAUCCCGCGCAUGUUUGACCACCAAAUCCGCAUGCUGCUGCCCUCUGCUGUAGUCAAGCCGCCCCAGGUGGAGGCCGCACUAGGGGCUGCUCUCUUGGCCUGGCGGGCCACCUUAUGUUGA
Closterium sp. Yama58-4 is the source of this 1209-nucleotide messenger RNA. The record is from the annotation of a GenBank genome assembly. Lineage: Eukaryota; Viridiplantae; Streptophyta; Zygnematophyceae; Desmidiales; Closteriaceae.